GGGGUCCUCUGUCCCAUCGUCUCUUAUAACAGGAAGAUUGAAGUCGAAGGUGGUUGGUCAAGAUGCCAGAAGGGAUGGCGGACGGUGGGAGGAAGCUCGUGACUCUCGAUGACCUCAUCGAUGCCCUGGACAAGCGCGAAAGGGCGCCGAGCAAUGUCCCAAAGGUCGAGACUUUUCACUUCAAGGGGGACAAGGUGUCCGACUUGUUGGAUCUGACAGAACAGGCGCUGGUGGGACUGUCAGAUGAGGUUAAGCUCCAGUGGGUCCUGAGGUAUGUCCUGCAUAGCCACCAUCGGGAAGUAACUAAGGUCGUGGAUGCCGUCGGGGGCAGUUGGGCAAAGUUUGGGGAUCUAAUGCGAAGGAAGUACAGGCUGGGGGACGGCCUGUUGACCAUGACCGACUUGGAGGCCAUGAAUAAGGAAGAUUUCUUCACCAUUGGGGUGUUUGUGCACGAAUUUAAGAAAAAGGCGAGGAAAGUGCACGGGAUUUCUGAGGAGGCGCARUGCGCCACAUUUUUGGGGCUGCUCACGGGCUCGGAAGCCACAGAGCUGACCAAGUAUGGGAAAGGGAGCGAGAGGCUCACCUGGGCAACCAUUGACAAGGGAGUGGAAGAAGGGAGUCUAGACCAGGUGGAGCAGCACCAAAUGAGGCUGCAAAGGCGYAAGAGGAAGGAGAGGGAUGCUACCGCAUCUGGGACCCCAGGGGUAAAGAGAAUUGUCACGGACGUGUUGGCGGCGCUGGGGUAUGAUAACGAAGCAGAGAUACAGAAAAGAGGGGUGCCAUUGGCCCAAGGCCGGGCGGAUAUAUACGACCGGUGGGGAAAGCACAUUGAUCCCAAGACCCCGGGAGGAAUCAGGCAGGAAGCCCUCAGGCGGGCAACGGCAGGGCCUCCAGCGGCCCCAGCAAUGUUCAGGAUAUGGCAGGAAAGGCAAGACCCCGGCAUAAGAGUCAAGGAGAUUGUGGGUGAAAAUGAGGAAGUGACUCAGCGGUUGAAGGCGGGGGCCAUAAAGGAGGAGCCCAUAGUUGUUGAGUCCGACGAAGAGGCCGAGGAAGUGGUGGGAGAAUCAGCCUCGACCAUCCUGGAGAGGAUGGAGGACCUGCUUGCAAAGGUCGACAGGUAUCAGGAACGACUAAGGGCAAUGUGUGAAAAGGCCCGGGAAUGGGAAAUGAGCCUUCCCGAGGUGAUGCUCUAUGGGUCAGGUCCGGAGUCGUCAUCAGGACCGCAAGGAUGUCCAAGCGUGGCGACGGUGAGGGACCGGCCGAGCAUUGCAAUGGUGGACACGGGCGUGGAGAUGAAUAUCAUCCGGGAGCGGGACGCGGCGAUGUUAGGGUUGGAAGUUGACCAUUCGGACCAUGGCGUGUUGCAUGGCGCCAACUGCAAGGCCAUUUUUUGCGGCACCGCGUCUAAUGUGAUGGUAGAGAUUGGGAGAGUAAGGGCGCGGACGUGCUUCUUCGUCAUGCCCGACGUCGACCACCCUAUUCUUCUGGGGAGGUCGUUCCUCUGCCGAACGGAGACCCUGGUCUUCAACAGGCAUGAAGGGACGAUGAUCCUGGCUCUAUCUGAUCCGGCUUGCGGAAACUAUGAAAUCAUCAAGUGCCGGAACACAGGGCCCGAAAGCGGAAGGAACAGGCUCAACCUCGGCUCCUUUACCUUUGAGGAGUCUGAGUACGCGCGACGGAGACUCCGGGAGGAGCAGGAGGAGGAAGGAGCAGGCGAGGUGUUGUCCUUGAGCCUUAACGAUGUGAAUAAGGCAAUGGAGGUGGUGGCGGCACAUGAUAUGGUAGACCCCGAGGCCAUAAAGGCGUUGAGAGAGCAGGUAGGGCCGUCCCGCAUCAAUGAUGAGAAUGAGGAAGGGCUGAUAAUUGACGAGUCUGGCUUCCUUUCUCCCCAGGAACGGGCCUUGAUGGUGGAGACCAUGAAGAGGAGGCAUUGCGCGUAUGCGUUUAAUGAUGACGAGCGUGGGAGGUUGGACGUGGAUAAGAUCCCAAUGAUACGAAUCCAUAUCGUCUCACACGAGCCGUGGAACCUGAGGGGCGCGCGGUACCCGAAUCCGGAUAAGGAAAAGAGGGUGGUGGAUUACUUGGAUGGGAAGAUGAGGACGUACGUGGCGGAUUACUCCAGUGGACCAUAUGCUUCCCCCUGGUUUUGUUUUAUCAAGCCGAAUGGAACGUUGCGGUGGGUGCAGGAUCUGCAACGAUUGAAUGCAGUGACGGUGCGGGACGCGGGAGGAUUGCCGAACGCAGACGCCCUGUCAGAGUCAUGCGCGGGGAGGCCUAUAAUCUCACUUAUAGACCUUUAUUCUGGGUAUGACCAGUUUCCUGUGUACCCACCGGAUAGGCCGGUGACGGCGAUGCAUAGGCCAAGGGGGCUGAUCCACAUGAACGUGGCACCUCAGGGGUGGACUAAUGCGGUGGCAAUGGUGCAAAGGCACAUGAUUAGGGUCAUGCAGAUGGUUAGUCCACAUAUCACUCAGCCCUACAUUGACGAUUUGGCGGUCAAGGACCCAAAGGAGAAGGAGGAAGACGAAGUGAUGCCAGGAGUGAGACGGUUUGUCUGGAAGCACGUCCGGGAUAUCGAUCAGGUUCUGGGCCUGCUGGAAGAGCACAACCUGACGGCGAGCGGCCCCAAGUCGAAGCAUUGCAUGAGGGAGGCCACAAUUCUGGGCUUUGUCUGCAACGAGAAGGGGCGGAGGCCAGAUGUGAAAAAGACGGACAAGAUCCGGGAGUGGCCAGUCCCCUUCCAGUCGAUAACGGACGUGAGGAGCUUCCUUGGGACCUGCGGGUUUUGGAGGAGUUUUGUGAAGGACUUCGCCACCAAGACGGAGCAGUUAAGGAAGCUGGUGCGUCAGGAUCAGGAAUGGGUCUGGGGCGAAGACCAGGAAAAGGUUGUGGAAGGGAUGCAGAGAGAAUUCAAGGAAGAGGGUUUGGUGUUGGGAGUGCCAAACUAUGAGGCUACGGAGGAGAAGCCAUUCAUUUUUAAGAAGGAGACGUUGGCGGUACUCCAUUGCCUAAGGACCUUCCGGAACUACAUCUUUGGCACGAGGCUCAUUUUGAGGGUGGACCCUACCGCACUGGCGUGUUCCCUGAAAAGUUACACUCCAUCUGACCCAACCAUCGCGAGGUGGUUGACUUACAUUUGGAUGUUUAACUUUGAGUUGGAGAGGAUUCCCGGGGACAAGAACAGGGCAGAUGGAUUGAGCCGUACCAACUGGGACGGCGCAAAUCAAGAAUCAAUUGAGGAUACCCCACUAGUUGAUGGGUUCUUGGACCAGGAGGAGGACGUCCGCCUCCACAUAAAUGAGUGGUCGCUGAGGGUGCCGAGCUGCGUCACGCAUCCUAUAUGGCUAGCACCAAGGGGGUAUGAGCAGAAAGAGGAGUUGGUCCUCAAGCCCUUCCAGGAAGAAGAUCCGUGGGGGAGUAGGGAUGUUGCCUGGAUGAUGAGGUUGGCAUUGGCAGGGACACAUAGCCUAGCGGAGGAGGUAAGGACGAUAGAGGAAGGCCCGACCCAGGAAAAGGAGCAUGAGCAGCUAAUGGGAGGAAUAUACUUGCUCACCAACACACUCCUGCAAGGGAAGUUUGAUCAGAGGAGCGCAACCAGCUCGGAGGAGGGCGAACUUCUCAUUCCUGAAAGCCAGGACGACGAGUUCGAAGAGGGAGAGAUUAGGGAGGUCUUCCGUGCUGAGGAGUAUGACGGAAUUUAUCGGGAGUUGGGGUUACUCCUGUCGUGCGAAAUGAGGGAUAGGGAUGCAAGUGCCAAAGCCCAGAAGAUGAGGCAUCUCUAUGUGGUAAGAUAUGGUCAUCUGUUCAUAAAGCGACAAGUUGGGAACCCAAGGAGGAUUGUAUGUGGGAGAAACCGACAGAUCGAUGUCAUAGCAGCCUUGCACGAUGGUAUAGCAGGGGGGCACAAAGGGGUUAGUGCCACGUGCGCAAAGAUAAGUGAGCUAUACCAUUGGGAUGGAAUGCUGACUAUGGUCAUCAAGUACUGUCAGUCCUGUGUACCUUGCCAACAGAGGUUGACACAAAGGCCUGGGGAGCCUCUGCACCCCAGGUUGGAAAGGGAAGUGGGUGCAGUCGUACACUUGGACUUAUUGUUCAUGCCCCUCGGGGAGGAUGAAAGUAACUAUAUCUUCGACGCGCGGGACAACCUUACCGGGUUUGUGGACGGCCAGGCUAUUCGUACGAAAACUGGCCCAGUUUUAGCGAGGUGCAUCAAAGAAUACUACCUGCGCUAUCCAUUUGUCAGAGAGUUUGUGAUGGACCGGGGGUCGGAGUUCACUUGUAACGAGGUGCGGACCUUGCUUGCAGGGUAUGGCGUGGUAGCAAAUUACACUACUGCCGCGCACCCCCAGGCAAACGCGCCUGUGAAGAGGGGGCAUAGUACCAUCACGAAUCUCCUGGCCAAAUGGACGGAAGGGAAGCCUAACGAAUGGCCGAAAUUCCUGAGAGCAGCAUUCUUCGUGGAAAAUGUUACAGUGAAAAGGACUACUAAGUAUGCGCCAGUCACGCUAUGGUACGAAAGGCAUGCCACCUUUCCCAUAGAAAGCUUCAUGAAGACGUGGAGGCGCCAGCAUCUGGAAGUGAACCUGUCCUUUGAGGAGCUGCUCGAUAUACGGGCGCGGCAGGUGGGGGCCGCAGAAGAAAGGCUGAGAGAGGCCGCUGGUCAGGUGGAAAGAAGUCGUAUGGAGGAGAAGAUGAGAUGGGACCAGAUGACCCGAAUAAGGAAGGAUCCGCUGAAGGUCGGAGAUGUGGUGCUGCUGUAUGACUCCUCGUUGGAAAAGCAAUGGUCUAGGAAACUCGACAAACGAUGGCUGGGACCCUAUAGAAUCGUGCGAUGUGGCGAGUUUGGGGCCUACCAAAUCGAGGAGCUUGAUGGUGCAGGAUGGCAGGACUGGGUAUCAGGGACAAGACUAAAGAAGUUCGUGGCCAGGGAAUAGGUAAGGGGCCAUGAGACCUCGUUAGGAAUAGAGUCUUGCCUAGGCUUUACCCAG
Messenger RNA from Chara braunii, 4988 nucleotides. NCBI's taxonomy places the organism in Eukaryota, Viridiplantae, Streptophyta, Charophyceae, Charales, Characeae. The record is from the annotation of a GenBank genome assembly.